GCGCUAGAGCAACCCAGACACUGCUCAUUCAACUUGCCUGUGCUUCAGUCACAUUGGAGAGCCAGAGGGACAGAGCGAGAGGGACCUGAGAAAACUGAACCGUGCCAACUGCAUCGUAUUCGCUGUACCCACACAGACAACUCUGAAUUUACAUUAAAUAUGUCUAUCACCAUCUGCUGUCAAAAGCCCCAGGUUAUAAUGCACGACCAACACAGAAAAAGUUUGACUCUAUAGCCAACGGGAUCCUGAGGACUUGAUUACAGUCGCUUCAAGCCUGAUAGUUUGCAUCGGUGCGGCUCCCCCCGGCUCACACCCCUCUGGACGACUGGCAUUGCCCCCACCCCUCCUCCUCCGCUGGUAGAGAAGACUUGGGUUCCCUUGUGGUCUCUGUCUACUUUGCCUUUGUCUUCUCUCCCAUCGUCCCCUGUUGGUCUACUGGUACCAGUAACAGUCCCCGGAGUUACAUCAUUCUGUAUUAGGCUCUGCCCCCAACAUUAAGCAGUAAAGAUGAUUUCCAACGGUUAUUUGAUCUUUGAAGAUGAGACUUUCCUGGAUUCCACUGUGGCCAAAAUGAACGCCCUGAGAAAGAGCGGACAGUUCUGUGACGUGCGACUGCAGGUGUGUGGUCAUGAGUUGAUGGCCCACCGUGCUGUGCUGGCCUGCUGUAGCCCCUAUCUGUUUGAGAUCUUCAACAGCGACAUCGAGGCUCACGGCGUGUCCCACGUCACCUUCGAAGACCUGGACCCAGAGGCUGUGGAGAUCCUGCUCAACUACGCCUACACUGCCCAGUUAAAGGCGGAUAAGGCAUUGGUUAAGGAGGUCUACUCUGCAGCCAAAAGGCUCAAGAUGGAACGAGUCAAGCAGAUCUGUGGCGACUACCUGCUGUCUAAGAUGGAUUCCCAGACCGCCAUCUCCUUCCGUAACUUUGCAAGCUGCAUGGGAGAUGGCCGCAUGCUGGCCAAGAUCGACGCCUACAUCCAGGAACACCUGCUGGAGGUCUCAGAGCAAGAGGACUUCCUCAAACUGCCCCGCCUCAAGUUAGAAGUAAUGCUGGAAGACAGCCUGUGCCUGCCCAGCAACGGCAAGCUCUACAACAAGGUGCUCAACUGGGUCCAACGCAGUUUGUGGGAGAACGGAGGUCAACUGGAUAGACUGAUGGAGGAGGUGCAAACGCUGUACUAUUCAGCCGACCACAAGCUGCUCGAUGGCGCUCUCAUCAUUGAGGAACAUGGGGUGUUUGGUGUUGGUGCAGAGGACCACAUCCAGUUUGUGCAGAAAAAGCCCCUUCGUGAGAACAGCAACACCCAGAGACAGCUGAGUUCCAGCUCCUCCGGCAGCACCUCGCCCCCCGGCUCCUCCUCCAGCACACCCUGCAGGAGAGAGUGGAAGUAUAUUGCCUCCGAGAAGACCACCAACAACACUUACCUGUGUCUGGCCGUGCUGGAUGGAGUGUUGUGUGUGAUCUUCCUGCAUGGCCGUAGCUCUCCCCAGAGCUCUCCCUCUGCCACACCCUGUCUGAUGAAGAGCCUCAGCUUCGAGGCCCAGCCUGAGGAGCUGGAGGAACACCCGCUGACCACCAUGCACUAUGCCCGCUCUGGCCUGGGCACUGCCACCCUGCACGGCAGGCUCAUCGCUGCAGGAGGGUAUAACCGAGAGGAGUGCCUGAGGACGGUGGAGUGUUACGACCCCAAAGACGACCGCUGGACCUUCACCGCUCCCAUGCGGACUCCCAGGGCUCGCUUCCAGAUGGCAGUGCUUAUGGGUCAGCUGUACGUGAUGGGCGGCUCCAACGGCCACUCGGACGAGCUGAGCUGUGGGGAGACUUAUGAUCCGCACACUGACACGUGGGCUCAGGUGCCCGAGCUCCGGACCAACCGCUGCAACGCAGGUGUCUGCUCGUUGAACAACAAGCUGUUUGUGGUGGGAGGGUCAGACCCCUGUGGGCAGAAAGGCCUGAAGAACUGUGAUGCUUUUGACCCUGUGACCAAGACCUGGAACAACUGUGCUCCCCUCAACAUCAGGAGGCACCAGGCUGCGGUGUGUGAGCUAGAUGGCUUCAUGUACGUGAUUGGAGGUGCCGAGUCGUGGAACUGCCUGAACACAGUGGAGCGUUACAACCCCGAGAACAACACCUGGACCCUGAUCUCCCCCAUGAACGUGGCCCGCAGGGGGGCUGGGGUGGCCGUCUACGCUGAGAAGCUUUUCGUGGUUGGUGGGUUUGAUGGCUCCCAUGCCCUGCGCUGUGUUGAGGUGUACGACCCAGCCCGCAACGAGUGGAGGAUGCUCGGUAGCAUGACCGUGGCACGCAGCAAUGCGGGUGUCGCCGUGCUGGGUGAUUUCAUCUGCGCCAUGGGUGGCUUUGACGGAAACAACUUCCUGAACACGCUGGAGGUUUACGACCCCGAGACGGAUGAGUGGAGCGACUGCGCCGAUGCCCUCUCCUCCUCCGCCUGAGGGUUAAGGGUCAGAGAUCAAUGGAGGUGGGGGGUACCUUUCCCAAACUAACAGGCUUAGUGACAUAAUCGUGUUUCGUGAUGUUCCGUAGGUGAGUGGGAGGAAGGGGACAGGGGAACCAUUUUGGCAGGGGGUCUUCAGUGAAGACUGGAGUAUUUAAAGUGGGAGGAAGGGGACAGGGGAACCAUUUUGGCAGGGGUUCUUCAGUGAAGACUGGAGUAUUUGGGGGGGUUGCCCGAAAGCAACAUUAAGCCUUUGCAUACAAUAUUUUUCGUGCUGUAUAUAUUUUCCUUUUUGUCUUAAGAAUGCCAACAUUUAAUACACCUUUAGUGCAAUUUAGUUUUUUGUUGUUGUUGAAAGGUUGUAUUGUUUUCUGAGAAGAAGCUACUGUUUUGAUCAUCUCAACACUACCUUGGACCUACUGGUCAGGAUGGGUGAUGGUACUGGAAAAGUUUGGGUUGACUUGAUUUAGAAGGUGAUUCUGAAUAGUUGUUUCCAUUUUAAACUGUCAUUUUAACUCCCACACACAUUUAAAGAUAUGCAGUUUGAAGCCUUAUUCAAAGAAAGAGGGUCACUCCCAUCAUGGCUUUUGUCAUUUCAACUAAAGCUGGAUUUUGCUUUUCCAAUCUUUAAUGAUGGCCUUUUUGAAAUAUUUUUAUACACUGCUGAUUUACCAAUAGAAGAAGUAGCUGACGCACAUGACAACUGAGUCAUCAAAUGAAACCAGUGUCAGUUUAGUAACAACGCGAACACACACACACACACACAACCAACCAUGCUUCUGUGCUUGUUCUAACCACAUAUUUUGUUACUGCGUUUUGACUAAUUCACUAUUUGUAGAGAUGCUGUUUUCUUUAUUUCUUGUGUGGUGUUUUAAAAGGGGUUCAGACAUUUGGCUUUUGACAUUUUCUUUUUUGAGUUUAGAAAGUCCUGUAUCACAUUUGUAACACGCUGAUAUUCCUGAACUAAUAAACCAUUUCAACCUGA
This is a messenger RNA of Oncorhynchus gorbuscha (pink salmon), 3441 nucleotides long. RefSeq names its product influenza virus NS1A binding protein a (gene ivns1abpa). The transcript is spliced from 14 exons. Bases 508 to 2454 code for a protein of 648 amino acids. The record is from RefSeq and is a predicted model, not a curated record. Gene Ontology annotation, molecular function: protein binding. NCBI's taxonomy places the organism in Eukaryota, Metazoa, Chordata, Actinopteri, Salmoniformes, Salmonidae.